AUGGCCGGCUCAUACAUCCAGUUAAGCGAACUAUACGAUUACUCGUCCGAGGAAUACGUCCCGGCAUUGGCCUUGUCCCAGCAGAGCUUCUUGUGCUUUUUCCUCUUUGUGGUUGGGCUCUCUAUCAUCUUUGUCACAUCGAUGACUGAGAAGAAUACACACACGUUGUUCGGUGUUUCCGAUGUCAAACACUUGGCGUUGUCUGCCUUGGCCAGUGUGGCCCUUGGGGGCGGCUCCGUCUACUUGGCUAACUCCGUUGGUGUCUACGUUUAGUCUGGGAUGUUAUCCCUAUUCAACUCAACUCUGUCAUGCAACAUCUGCCAUUUUCCAUUUCCUGAUUGAUCAUUUUUCUAUGUUUCUCCUUCUUUCAUUCCAUUCAAGUCUCCAUUGAGAGCUUAUCGCUAAGAUGUAAUUUUGUUUUAAACUCCUGUUAGAAGUUUCGUAUUCUUAUUAUACUUUUCAAAGUAAUAUAUGUUGCAGUGGAUAUCUGCGAUCCAAC
This is a messenger RNA of Babjeviella inositovora NRRL Y-12698, 499 nucleotides long. Its product is annotated as OST5 family protein. NCBI's taxonomy places the organism in Eukaryota, Fungi, Ascomycota, Pichiomycetes, Serinales. Gene Ontology annotation, biological process: protein N-linked glycosylation. The record is from RefSeq and is a predicted model, not a curated record. The transcript has 2 exons. The coding region runs from base 1 to 273 and encodes 90 amino acids.